Messenger RNA from Alligator mississippiensis (American alligator), 2039 nucleotides. RefSeq names its product hydrocephalus-inducing protein homolog. The annotation marks the transcript as partial. The transcript has 9 exons. Gene Ontology annotation, biological process: axonemal central apparatus assembly; cilium movement. The record is from RefSeq and is a predicted model, not a curated record. Lineage: Eukaryota; Metazoa; Chordata; Crocodylia; Alligatoridae. Gene Ontology annotation, cellular component: axoneme.
GAAGGAGAUGUUUGGCCUAAUUCUACAGCUGAAAUUAAUGUGAUUUUUAAACCACGAGAAGCCAGAGUCUAUCAGCAAACAGUCUACUGUGAUAUCUCAGGCCGUGAGACCCGGCUCCCCCUGCGUAUCAGAGGGGAAGGAAUGGGUCCCAAGCUCAUCUUCAGUUUUGACCAGCUAGAUAUUGGGAAGAUCUUCGUUGGGUCAACACACAGUUAUGAGGCAAUUCUGUCUAACAAAGGAGCCAUUGAUGCCCUGUUUAACUUGAUCCCUGCAUCUACUGCUCUUGGCUCUUGUUUCACCUUUGAUCCUAAGGAAGGCAUCAUUCUGCCAGGUGGGCUUCAAACCAUCCAAAUCUCGUUCAGUUCCACCAUCUUAGGAGAGUUCACGGAGGAGUUUAGGUUCAACAUAAAUGGAUCACCCAAGUCUGUGAACCUGACUAUUAGUGGCUGUGUUAUUGGACCCACAUUUCAUUUCAGUGUACCAUACCUAAAUUUUGGUGAUGUCUCUUUUGGAUUUCCUCGUACAUUAUCAUGUUGCCUCUGUAAUACAUCCUUGGUUCCAAUGACUUUUAACCUUCGUAUCCCCGGAGAUGGCCCCAGCGAUCCAAGUGUUACCAGUUUUGUUCAGAUUUCAGACAUCACAAGACCAUCCUGGAGGAAGGGACCCCAAGGAAAUGUCAAGUCAAAGGAAUUUACCAUAUUGCCUAGCAGUGGGACUAUCCGUCCUCAAGGAUUCCUGGACAUCCAGGUGACCUUAUGUUCCAACACUGUGAAGAAAUAUGAAACGGCGCUGGUGGUAGACAUAGAUGGCAUUGGAGAGGAAGUGCUAGCCCUCCUAAUUACAGCAAGAUGUGUUGUUCCACCGCUCCAUGUGGUUAACCCUGUUGUGAAAUUUGGGCGGUGUUUUCUGAAGUACCCCUACCAGCAAAUGGUGACACUCAUAAAUGACAACGACCUUUCAGCAUGCUAUGGAGUUCUCCCUCAGGAAUUUGAGGAGAAUCCCACUGUUUUGUAUUCCAGUCCUGUGCCUUGUGGUAUUAUUCAGCCUCACAGCUCUGUAGAAAUCCCUUUAGCACUAGAAUCCCAGGUGACUGGAGAGCAGGACACUACUGCAUACAUAGCUGUGUUUGGGAGCAAAGAAUCCCCACUGAAGAUCCAUUUAGUGAGUACUGGAGAAGGCCCAGUUAUCUAUGUGUAUCCCGCUCAGAUAGAUUUCGGCAACAUCCAGGUUUUAAAGGAUAUUUCCAGGACACUCCACCUCUCUAAUCAGACUGUUAUUCCUGCAUGGUUUCGGGCACAGAUGGUAAGUGUGCUGUGGGGCUAUUUUGAAAUGAAACUGUGACUUGGAAUGUUUUGAUUGUGACAGCCUGUGACCUGAUUUUUAUAUGCAUACUUCUCAAAAUUAUCUCAAAGAGAAAGCAAAAUGUGCAUGACUGUACACCAAGAAAACAGCUCUUGUUCUGCUCUUGCUUGUACCUGGGCAACCCCCAUUAAUGUCACAGAGUAUGUAAGAGCAGAAUUGGGCCAUUGCCCAUCUUUAUAAUCAUGCUCUUGCCUUUGAUGUAGCUCAGGGAGUUUAGCUGUGCUACUUGUGUGUAUGUACCUAUAUGAUGAAGUCAGAGGACAUCUUAUCUCUUUGUUCCUAAAAAGGUUGUCCACAUAGAUUCUCUUGUUGGGGCCAUACACAUGACUUCUGGCUUGUGCUCCAACUUUGCGCACAGAGCUUUAGCUACAUGGGACAUGAAAGACCUGCCACAUAUUAAUGAUGGGGAGAUGAGCUGGAUGUAUACUGAUUCUACAUGUACUGAGGGUCUUGGCAUCUGGGUCACUGAAUAGAAGCUACUUUGUGUUUAAACAUUAAACUAUACAAACAGUGAACAACCAAGAAGUUGAUACAGGGUCUGUGUAUUUUGUAGUGGCCCAAAGGAAGGCCACACAAAUGAUUAGAGGUUAUACAAGGAGAGGCUGAAGGACAUGGGACUGUUCAGCCUGGAAAAGAGAAGACUCUGGGGGGACUUAGUGGCAGCUAAGUAUAUAAGG